Molecule: messenger RNA, 1155 nt
Organism: Leptopilina heterotoma
Lineage: Eukaryota; Metazoa; Arthropoda; Insecta; Hymenoptera; Figitidae
Product: inositol monophosphatase 1-like
Exons: 6
Coding region: 107-946 (279 amino acids)
Biological process (GO): phosphatidylinositol phosphate biosynthetic process; signal transduction; inositol metabolic process
Molecular function (GO): inositol monophosphate 1-phosphatase activity
Source: RefSeq, a predicted model, not a curated record
CGAGAGGAGAAAAUUUACAACUUCAGUUGUGAAUUGUUCGGUUUUCUGUUAACAUACACAUAACAUAAUCACAGGAUUCUCUGAUCCUUAACAGAGCGAGACAAAAAUGUCGAAAACUGAUUUAGAUUUAUAUUAUGAAUUGGCUAUGAAUAUUGUUCGAGAUGCCGGUCAAAUACUACGAGAAUCAAUUAAUGGAAGAAAAACAGUCAAAGAAAAAUUGUCAAAUUGGGAUCUUGUUACGGAAUACGAUCAAAAAAUUGAAGACAUAAUUAUUGGAAGAGUGAAAAAGGAAUAUCCAAAUCAUAAAUUCAUAGCCGAGGAAUCGACUGGCAAAAAUCUACCAGAAUUGACAGAUGAUCCAACAUGGAUAAUUGAUCCAAUUGAUGGUACAUUGAAUUACGUUCAUUGCUUUCCUCACACCUGUGUUGUGAUUGGAAUUGCGGUGAAAAAAGAAAUGGUUAUUGGAAUCGUUUACAAUCCAGUAUUGGAACAACUAUUCACAGCGAGAAAAGGUCAAGGUGCUUUUUUGAAUGGAACUCCGAUUAGAACGUCAAAAAUCCAAGAUCUAUCCAGAUCUCUGGUUUGCUUAGAAUUGGGUUUCAUGAAACUGGAAAGUAUGAGAGAACUGACGACCGAGAGACUCAAAGCAAUAAUCAAAGAAGCACAAGGAAUUCGAACUCUUGGAGUAGCAGCAUUAACAUUAUGUUACGUUGCACUUGGAGUUGUCGAGGCUUAUCACAUUGAAGGACCAGGAAUCUCAACCUGGGACAUUGCUGCAGCUUCUCUAAUUAUUACCGAAGCAGGCGGUGUCGUAUUAGAUCGUGAAACUGGAAACAAUAUUAAUAUUAUGAAACCACAGGCGAUUGGAGCUUGCAACGAAAAAAUAGCGUACGACAUAUUCAAUAUUAUCCGUGAAGCAGACAGAAAAGUGGAGAAGAAAAUUUAACAACAAAUAUAAAUGAAAUUAUAUUUAAAAAAAAAUGCUCUCAAAUAUCUUUAAAUAAUAUACUUAUAUAAGUUUCAAAAUGUAUUAUUUAGCUCGUAACAGUUAAUUAAAAAUAAACAACUCAAUUUACAAGAUUAAUAUGAUUUUGAUUUCCCACCGUCACUAUUUUACAGUUAAUGUAUUUAAUCACUAUUAAACCGAAAUUUACA